Molecule: messenger RNA, 2148 nt
Organism: Onychostoma macrolepis
Lineage: Eukaryota; Metazoa; Chordata; Actinopteri; Cypriniformes; Cyprinidae
Gene: calua
Product: calumenin a
Exons: 7
Coding region: 146-1099 (317 amino acids)
Cellular component (GO): endoplasmic reticulum
Molecular function (GO): calcium ion binding
Source: RefSeq, a predicted model, not a curated record
AUGGCAGUGGACGGACUCCACUGUUUACGCUGUGAUUGGACCGCUAGUCCAAAAAACGGUGUGGCACAGGGGUUCGCAGAGUAAACCAAAGACCCUGUAUUGUGUCUGGGAUUCUCGGCCUCGUAUUAAACCUAGAGUUUAUGUGAUGAAGAUGGAGAUUAGGCCUCUGUUGAUGUGCUUUGCUCUGUGCGUGGUCUACGCCACCAGCAAACCCACAGAGAAGAAGGAUCGCAUCCACCAUGAUGAACCACUGAGCAGCAAGGAGCAUGACGAUGGCACAAACUUUGACUAUGACCACGAUGCCUUCCUUGGGGAGGAUGAAGCUAAGACGUUUGAUGACCUGACCCCAGAGGAAAGCAAGAAUAGGCUUGGUAAAAUUGUGGAUAAGAUCGAUGCAGAUGAGGAUGGCUUCGUCACCGAGGCCGAGCUGAAAGCAUGGAUCAAAAAGGCUCAGAAGAAGUACAUCUAUGACAAUGUGGAAAGACAAUGGAAGGAUUUUGACAUGAAUAAUAAUGGCAUGAUCUCCUGGGAUGAAUACAAGAAUGUCACAUACGGCACCUACCUUGAUGAUCCUGAGUCUGAUGACGGCUACAACUACAAGCAGAUGAUGGCCAGAGAUGAACGGCGCUUCAAAAUGGCUGAUGGAAAUGGAGACCACAUCGCCGACAAAGAGGAGUUCACUGCCUUCCUCCAUCCUGAGGAGUAUGAACAUAUGAAAGACAUUGUUGUGUUGGAAACUAUGGAAGAUAUUGAUAAGAAUGGUGAUGGUUUUAUCGACCUGGAGGAGUAUAUUGGCGAUAUGUACAACCAUGAGGAUGAAAUGGACGAGCCAGAAUGGGUGGCAACGGAGCGAGAGCAGUUUUCAGAGUUUAGAGACAAGAACAAGGAUGGGAAGAUGGACAAAGAGGAGACCAUGGACUGGAUCCUGCCGGCCGACUACGACCACGCAGAAGCCGAAGCCAAGCAUCUGGUGUACGAGUCUGACACAAACAAGGAUGGCAAACUCACCAAAGAGGAAAUACUCAACAAGUACGAUUUGUUUGUGGGAAGUCAAGCGACUGACUUUGGGGAGGCUUUAGUUCGACAUGAUGAAUUUUAAUUUUUUUUUUUCUAGUAUAAUAGAUAAUUACUUUUUAACUUGCUUUGGUAAAUGGAUAUAAUUUAUUUUAUAUUGCUUCACCAUAAUACAACACUAAUUCCUCAGAUUUAGUUUUCCCUUUUUUGCACACAAAAAUGCAUUCAUGAUGACUCAACUUAAGGUUUUGUUUUUUCCUGAAAAGUGUGUUAGCAGUAUUUGUUUGAUCCGUCUUUGGAAUCGUGGUCCACAUACAGCAUUAUUACCAUUUCAAUAACUGUUUAUAUUUGUUUUUUGAUGUGAAGCAGUUUAUUCAGAGCUAGAUUCAAGGCAGAUCUAUGAUCAGCACCCCCUGCUGUUCGGAGUCCUGCAUAUUAGGAUACCAUUAGUACAGACACCUCUCAGAAGAUUGGCUUCUUCUGAGAGUUUAUACAAAUAGGUAUAAAAUACAUGUAUAUAUUCACAAUGAAUAUGUAUAUACUUUUUAUACAUACAAACUCACAUUUCUCUCCGGUAUGUAAUUGUCCUGGCACAAACAUCGAUUUUAGAGCCAUGGGUCAUGAUCCUCUCAAGGCAAUAUCUUAUUCAAUAUUUAUUAGAAAAAAAAACCUUGGCUUAUUCAGUCACGCAUUCAAGAAUUUCUAUUGAUGUUGAGAUGUUUGUUUUCUUAAAGACUCCCUGAUUUUGAUCUUUAAUAGGCACACUUUCAUUGUGCCUUUCACUGAUUUUUUUUAAAAAUUUGAUUUGGAUCUUUAGUUAGGGGUAUAUGGCUAAAGCCUCAAAUCAUUUUGGUUUGUAGGGUCCAAUCAAGCAUGUUACUGAAUAGUUUGUUGCUUUCAGCUUCAUUAUUUGAAAUACACUAUCAAUUAUAUGAAGAUUGCUAUGCUACAAACAUAGCAAUGUGGUCCAUUAGUUGUCUUUUGAAUGCAUUUUAUUUUUUUAUAUAAAAUGUUUUAGCACCCAGUGGUUUUGAGGUGACUUCCUUCAAGUGGUGCUGUUUCAGCACCUACAGAUUGUAUCUCGACAACAACAAAUGGUCAAUAAAACAAAAUUAUGACUGAAGUUUUAACUUU